This is a messenger RNA of Cylicostephanus goldi, 489 nucleotides long. The record is from the annotation of a GenBank genome assembly. Lineage: Eukaryota; Metazoa; Nematoda; Chromadorea; Rhabditida; Strongylidae.
CAAGAACCUCAACCUCGACACCAAGACGGAUGUGAGAGUCCACGUGACAUCCAACCUGAUGAGAUUUUUAUUCCCGAUUCACCUCCAUUUGUUCCCAAAUCACCUCCAUUUGUUCCCAAUUCACCUCCCUACCAUCAUUUCUUGGACGAUAGGCCUCCACCCUCUCCCGCUCCUGUAGCGGAGAUGAAUCAAGUUUCGAUUGAUGAUGACAAUGGAUGUGCAUCGGAUGUCUCGUCUGUGGCAUCUGUUUUACUGGAAGAGUAUAGCAGUAGCUCUGAUGCGGAAAACAUAGAAAACGACCAGUAUGAAGUUGAGCGGAUUCUUUCGCGUGAGAUGACUCACGAUGGCCACUACCUCUACCAUGUCAAAUGGGUCGGUUAUGAAAUUAACUGCGAACCAGACAGCUACGUGGAUGAGAAAGACAUGGUAAGCUUUCGUUUCGUUUUGCUUCAUCUCGAAACCUUGUCUGAAUAUCCAGAAAAUCUAUGA